Messenger RNA from Ostrea edulis (European flat oyster), 6743 nucleotides. Its product is annotated as beta-adrenergic receptor kinase 2-like. NCBI's taxonomy places the organism in Eukaryota, Metazoa, Mollusca, Bivalvia, Ostreida, Ostreidae. Gene Ontology annotation, molecular function: G protein-coupled receptor binding; G protein-coupled receptor kinase activity; ATP binding. The record is from RefSeq and is a predicted model, not a curated record. The transcript has 17 exons. Gene Ontology annotation, biological process: regulation of signal transduction; protein phosphorylation; G protein-coupled receptor signaling pathway. Bases 1741 to 3627 code for a protein of 628 amino acids.
GUGUAGAGUAUCCAGCUUGCUAAACUGUGGUAAAAUAUUUCCUACAUCCCCCCCUCCUUUGAACAAUUAUCAUCUGCAUAUUAUUUCCUGGAAAUUUUACAUAGUCUCAGAAUACUACAGCUUUCAUUGUCAGAAUUACAUAGUCUCAGAAUAUUACAGCUUUCAAUAGGAAGAUAAUUUCCUGAAAUAUGAUGAGAAGUGUAUUAUAAUAGUAGUGUUGUAUUGUGCUUGAAAUAUAUGCCCCUUUUUGUGUGUUGUGCAGGAUGUCAUGUUCUGUAAUAAAAAACUUUAAAAAAAACUAUGGUAUCCUCUUCCUGGAAGUUAUGUUAGAGCCCUGCAUGCUGGAAGUAGAUAAGUAGGGUUGGAGAAUCCAUAGAGCUCUUAUACCAUGUAUACAGUGGACCUUGGAAAAAAGUAGUGAAGAAUGUAAAUAUGCUUGAUGUUGUUUAGUGUAUAGGGAUAAAGUAUAGUUUGCACCUGAUGUCAUCUCAAUGCUGUGGAGAGCAAGUCUGAAAUGGGAGAUUUAAGUGCAGCUAUUGAGAUUUUCAUUUGUUAAUUUUUUAUGUUACAAAUUAGAUUUCUUACUUUAGAGAUAAAAAGAAAGCUUUGAAUUAAUAGGGAAGCAGAGUGUUAAGAUAAACAUUGAUUAGAUACAUGUAUAUAGAACUACAUGUAUAUGUGUGUAAGUCACAUUGUGGGUGGGAGGAGAAGAUAGAAAAGAACAAGAAUUAAAGGAAUUAGAAAUUUACAGAACAGAUGCACAAAUGUAAACAUGCACAAUGUUAAAUAUCUGUUUAAACCAACAGACAACGUUUGUAAAUCUUUUGGUUUGAAACUAAAUCCCCAAACUCAUUAGAAUGUGCCAAUACACUUGGCUGAGUAAUUCCGGUGGCAGACACUGAGAAUCCCUCUACCAGCUGCUUUAAUCUACUGAUAUAUGUCCCCUGCACAUUUAUUAGAAAUAAAUAUUGAUUGUAGGACCAGGGAAGCUGGGAUGAUAAACUCCGGCAGGUCAGAAGAGGUAGAGAGGGACUAUUGAUCUACUUCCCACACACUGCACACCCCCCACACACAUCAUCAAUACGCUAGUAACAUGUGCUCAGUUUACCAACAAUUCGUAAUGAUUAUGUCAGGUACAGAGAUUGCAUUCCCCAGAUAAAAUGAGCGAAUUCCCAUCAUAUAGUGACAGUCUCUCAUUUCUCCUGUUGUCUCAUGAUUAAUCCCUCAUUUACAAAUGAUGCAGAUAUUUUGGAUGUGAAGGAGGCAUUUAAGUGCUUUGCAAUGUACACUCUGCUUGCGUUACAUGGUGAAUUAAGUUCUGAAUAAAUUACACGCUAAAGCACCAGUGCUAAUCAUGUUGUACUUUUGUACUUGGUUUGAAGUUUUAAGAUGGGGAAAGAGUGGGGGGCAGUGCAGGUGUACUCCAUGGCCUCUAAGACUGGUAUCAUGUGUAAUUUGUUUGUGAUAAAACAAAGUUAGAUCUUUCAUGGUUUGGUUUGGCAAAUAUGUGUAUUAUUUCAGUACUAGGUAUAAGAUUAAGUGUGUUCCUGUGUGUGCUGAGUUGUCCGUACAGCUUUUUUUCUACAGAAAUGAGGGAGUUGUAUACUAUUUUAUGUAAAUUUUAUACAUUUCUUGUGAAUAACUGAUGCUUUACACGAUACCAAUAGCUGAUGGAGAGAUACAUAAGGGAUUCUAUGGUAGUCUUAUGACAGAGUUGGGCAUCUGGAUAUUCUCAGGUGUAUGUGGUCAAGAACAGAACAGAUUAAAAAGUUUGAGAAGUUGGAGACCGAUGAAGAGAGAAUAAAGCUAGGAAAAGAUGUCUAUGACCAAUUUAUAAUGAAGGAGUUGCUAUCUCAGUCUCAUACUUUUCUGCAGACAUACUCAAAGACAGCGGUGGAAUCAGUACAGGAAUGUCUAACAACUGCACAAAGAACCAAAAAAUUAGCACCAAAUACUUUUGAGCCAUACAUAGAAGAAAUAUGUAACUCACUACGAGGAGAUAUAUUUGACAAAUAUUUAGAAAGUGAAAAAUAUACUCGAUUUUGCCAGUGGAAGAACCUAGAGUUGAAUAUAGAGCUAACAAUGAAUGACUUCAGCGUCCAUAGAAUUAUUGGCAGGGGAGGAUUUGGGGAAGUGUAUGGUUGUCGUAAAGCAGACACUGGUAAAAUGUAUGCAAUGAAGUGUUUAGAUAAAAAGAGAAUAAAAAUGAAACAGGGAGAGACGUUGGCUAUAAACGAACGAAUCAUGCUGUCUUUAGUUAGUACAGGGGAAGGAAGUCCCUUUAUAGUAAACAUGACGUACGCGUUUCAGACGCCAGAAAAACUGUGUUUUAUUUUGGACCUGAUGAAUGGUGGGGAUCUGCACUAUCAUCUGUCACAACAUGGAGUUUUCAAUGAGCGCGAGGUUCGGUUCUAUGCCUCUGAAGUCAUUUUGGGACUGGAGCACAUGCACAAUCGAUUUGUCGUCUACAGAGACUUAAAGCCAGCUAAUAUUUUAUUGGACGAGAAUGGUCAUGUACGGAUCUCGGAUUUAGGCCUGGCUUGUGACUUCUCUAGGAAGAAACCCCAUGCUAGCGUUGGAACCCAUGGCUACAUGGCCCCUGAGGUGCUAAACAAACAGAUGCAGUAUGAUUCCAGUGCUGACUGGUUCUCUUUUGGAUGUAUGCUGUACAAGUUACUUAGAGGACACAGUCCAUUCCGACAACACCGAACAAAAGACAAGCAUGAGAUUGACAGAAUGACCAUGACAAUGAAUGUAGAGAUUCCAGACUCAAUGUCACAGGAGAUGAAGUCUUUGUUAGAGGGAUUGCUACAGAGAAAUGUGGAGGAUCGACUGGGGUGUAAGGGAAGAGGAGCUAAUGAGGUGAAGGAGCAUGCUUUCUUUCAUGGUAUAGACUGGACCCAGGUGUUCCUACAGAAGUACACACCACCCCUCAUUCCCCCACGAGGAGAGGUCAAUGCUGCUGAUGCAUUUGACAUUGGGUCGUUUGAUGAAGAAGAUACAAAGGGCAUUAAGCUAGCAGAACAAGACCAGGAUUUGUAUCGUAAUUUUACAAUGACAAUUUCUGAGCGCUGGCAACAGGAAGUAGCAGAAACAGUAUUUGAUGCCAUUAACCAAGACACAGAUAAACUAGAGCAGAAACGGAAACAAAAGCCCCGCAUUGAUGAUGUAGAUCUGGAUCAAACUGACUGUAUCGUGGAAGGGGAGGUUUUAAAGUUAGGCGGUCCUUUUCUACAAACAUGGCAGAAGAAACACUUGAAGCUGUAUCCAAAUCGACUAGAAUUCUACAAUAAAAACCGUGAUGGACAAAUAACCAGGGCUAAAGUAGAGUGUAUUUUGAUGCUAGACAUAAAGGAAGUUUAUCCUGAAUUCCAAAAAUUACAAAAAACGGAGAACUGUAUUGUGAUAGUUUUAAAAACCGAAAGCAAAAUUGCCAUAACUUCUCCAGAUAAAGUGCUCAUUUCUCAAUGGAAGGAUGAGAUUAUAAAUGGACACAAAUUGUCAGCACAGAUAGUGGCUAGUAUGACAACCAAAGCAAGCAAAAUGUAUGGUGCUGCUAUUACUAACAGUCCCAGUUCCGAGAACUUCAAACCCCCACUAGAACAUAGAAACAGCAACGGGAGCUAGACAACCAUACCCCAACAUAGCUUUCUUGUGAUCAAUGACACACCCCUUUCCUCGAUACUCAUUGGAACCAUAUCAGAGGGAGACCAGAAAACACAGGAAUGGAUCCAACUUCCUCUGGGGUACCUGAAAGGGUCCGCCACAUUUUUAAAGCUAGUCAUCAAUUUUUUUAUCCAACUUGGCAAGACGUUAUUUUCUACUACUACCAAAUGUUGUCCUUUUUAAGUGUUUCAGCCAGGUGAUUGGCUUUGUGUUGUCAUAGUGUCCGUAGGCACGUGUGAUAUCAACUAGUGUGAGUGGUCUGUGUGUCUGUGAAUGCUCUGCAUCAUUGGUGUGUGAAGGACUUUGGACCAGUGUAGUUCAUGAACUGUGUCCAACUUGGGUUUUCUCAGAAAAACAAUACUCAGCUUCCAUUAUACGCAAUCUACUCGUAAAUGACCAUCACACACUAGCAAGCUUUUUGUAUAUCUGCGAUCUCUUAGGUUUUCUGCAAGCUUUAACAAGUAUUUAGGUUACUAGAAUAUUUUAUUCUUCCUUAGGAAAAGUAAAAUCUAGCAGUUUUUUCAUGCAGUUAGUUAUGCUAUUUUUAGAACAUCAAUACCUCUUCUAGGGACAUUGCUACUUAAAUUGUUUCCCUAAACCAAAGUUCUUUAAAUGAUAAGAGAUUGCAACAAUUGAAAUAGAUACUAAGGUGUCAUCUGAAGGGUCUCCUAUCUCAGCAAAUUCGGUACUUGUGUAUCUGAUCUCUUAGAGCUUAUUAUCUAUUUUAUUUUGAGCUUUUUGUGUUAUUUAAAAAUUUGUGAUCUCUGUGCAGAUUCUUUCUUAGAUGAAUUAUCCCUUUCUUGCUGUUGAUAUCUGUACUUUAGAUGACUGAUUUCCCUUCAUGCAGUUGAUAUCUUUACAUUAGAUAUACAUGUAAGUAAAUUAAAUAAAUUACUGUGGAAGUGUGUAUUUGUGCUAGGAGUUUUAGUGGGGGCUUUCAGUUUCCAACUUGUGUGGGAAAAAGAAGCAGUGAUAUGUAUUGCCGCAAAUAAUUUGGCAGUUGAGCUGUAAUGGUGCUUCUGAAAAGGUUUUAUUAAUACAAUAUAGGAAGCCAUGUUUCAUUUAACAAAAACUGAAGAAAAUGAGUAACCUAGUGUGAAUUGUUCUACUUUGAUAUGAUACAGAUAAGAACUACAGUACUGAACACAUGGUUGUGGGGUGGGGGUGGGGGGGUAUUACUUGUUGUUACCUCACUGCAUAAUUAAUGCAAAUUUUCCCCAGGUGUAAAUAUCCACUUAAAUAGUAUCCCUUUCUAACUAUUUAUAUCUGUACCUGAUAAAUGGAUUAUUUCCCUUCCUACAGUUGAUAUCUGUAUGUUAUACAAUGACCACCUUUCCUUGAUAUUUGUACUUGAAGUGAAUGAUCUCCUUUUCUGCAGUUGAUACCAGUACAUAAUAUGACUCUUGCUGUGUGCUACUUGACAGGGUAUUGUACAAGGCAUUCCUCAUCACCAAGUUUUGGAUUUAUUUUUUUUUUCUGUGGAGAAUGCAUGUAGGACGUAGUAAUGACACAAAAAAAAUAUUUUUUGUCUACCUCUGUAUGGUCACAUGACACUCUUUAACCUAUAACUGCAUGUCUGAGGACCACAGUGCUUGCCAAUGGAAAUUUUCGGUCAAUCACUAGGGAGAGAAUGUUAACGCAUUAUACAUUGUGUGUCUUUAAUGCUGAAGCUGGUCUGGAGGUACAUAUGUAGGUGUGAUGCAAGAUUUUUUUUUACAAACCACAUCAUUGCUCCAAUUUUCUUUGUUUUAUUUUCAGACACUUUGCUGUUUUAAAAAGUUUGAUUUCUCUGUGUAGAGGUCACUCAAGUUCUUUUACCAAAGUUUUUUUGUUAUGUUAUUUAUUCUGGAUCUCUAUUACAGUGUGAAUCUCCAUGUGUCUGAAACUAAUGUUAAUAGUGCAAACCAUUGCAGUAGAAAGUGGCUUUAAAAUGCCAAAUUUAAGGUGGGAACAGCCACCAUAAAACAAAGGGGAAGGGGUAUAGACCCUACUGUCAACUGUUGUGGACUGUUAGGCAGGGGUAUAGACGUAGGCCUACUGUUGUUCACCACCAGAUGGUCAAAUGUGGACAAUUUGUUCCACUGAAUGGACAUUGAAUGUGGGAUAUGAAUAAAUGUAUGUUAAAAGUUUGUUAAUAAAAACAAUGUCCUUAUGUUUAUUUUUCAUUUUUUAAUAUAGAAACAAUGUCUUUUAUGUAUAACAUCUCGAGAAAUCAAUUUUUAAAAAAUAUUUUUAAAUACUUUAAUGUGCAAGUAAAAACUGGGACUAAUGCAAUGUUGUGUAGAAUUAUAAAACUUGUUUCUGUGUAUUAAAAUUGACUCUAAAAUUCCAGUGUUUGUUAGAGAAAAUGUAAUGUAUAGUUUUUUGAGGUUUUUUUCCUUCUCAUGAAGGAAGUGUUUUGACCUGCAUUUUGAGGGUAUAUGAUAAUAGCUCAGCUUUCAGUAAGGAUAAUAGAAAAGAAAAAGAUUUACGGUGUUGAAGAAAAUCCCUUUAAUUUCCUGUAAACAUCCAAGAUUGUGAUGUGGAUCAGUUUAUUUUCCAUAGUUAGAAUCUCUCAGAGCUUCCUGUGUCGGGUUAUUGUAGGACAAUAGUUCGCAUUGGAAAAGCACACUGAUCAAAUUACUUUGAUAUCAGCUGUUCCGGACUGGUCAAGUUACUGAUGUCAGUUGUUAUGAUUUUUUUUAUCAAUUAGUUUCAUCGUUGUAAAAAAAAAAAUUCUAUCAUGUUAAAUUAGAAUUUUUAAAAAAAAUUUUUUUUACCCAUUCCGAUUUUCUACAUACUCAACUUUGUGAUGAUGAGAGUUAGAAAUGCCAGAAUUUUUGUCAGUAUAUAGUAGGCUAUAUUUUAUACCACUAGACUGUGGUUCCUGGUAUCAUCACGCACGACUAAGCAGAAGGGGAAUCGAUGCCGAAGGUCUGCAGUAUCAGUGUUAUAGAUGUGCAAUAGGGACAACAUAUCUGGCUGAACAUUGAUACAUUUUCAUGAAAUCCAGUCAUUAUUAUUAAAAGUUAUUCAACAUUUUCCAUGUGAAGAUGUGUAUUUAUUAUUUAUUCAAAUAAAAUCUACAAAAUUUUUAA